CCCCCCCAAUGAAUUGGCUCUAAAAGAUCAGAAGGAAAAUCCAACUACUAGAACAAUCAUUAGGGCCUAUUCAAUUCAACUACAUUAUCAUCUAAAGCCAAUACUAUUCCUUUUUCUUUUUUUUUUUAAAAAAAAGAAAAAACCCAGGAGAAGUGAUGAAGGGAAGCCUUUGCCAUGAGCUGGAGGUCGGCCUCCCGGCCGGCGAAAUCUGGGAGGUCUACGGCACGCUGCGCCUCGCCCGACUGGCCGUGGAACUGCUCCCGAAUAUCCUCCAAAAGGCCGACAUCGUCCACGGCGACGGCGGGGUCGGAACAGUUCUGCACCUCACAUUUCCUCCUGGAAAUCCCGGGCCACAGUACUACAAGGAGAAGUUCACGAAGGUCGACAAUGAUAAUUACGUGAAGGAGGCCGUGGUGAUUGAAGGAGGGUACUUGGAGCUCGGAUUUACAUCAUACUUAGUUCGCUUUGAGAUCGUAAAAAAGGACGGCGAUUCUUCCGUUAUAAGGUCGUCGAUCGAGUACGAGAUCGACGACGAGAACGCAGGAAAUGCUUCUUUUGUGACAACUGGGCCCCUUGUUUCUAUUGCAGAAGCAAUCUCCAGUCAUCUCAUGAAGCAAAAGAGUGCUGGUCGUCAUUACAACAAAUCUUGCACUUAAAAAUACUUUAAACAAUAAUUAGCGAUGUUUUGAAAUGUCGGCAAGUAUAAUUUCGACCCUUAUAAAAGCAUCGAAUAAAAAAUCGUGAAGUAAAUAUGCAUGUCGGAAUAAAUAUAUCGAUGCUUUAAUAUUAGCGUCGAAAAAUUUUUAUCAGUAUUUGAUAAGAAUAUAUUUAUUGGCGACGCUUAGUUAUGGCGUCGGUCAUGCCAAAUAUUGAAGAUGUCAGAAUAAAGUGUCGACUAAGAAGCGUGGUUUAAAAUAUAUUUUAUUGUACUGUCCUCAAAUCUCUUAAGCUAUAAUCAAGUUUAGAGAAUAUAAGAAUUUUUAAGUUAAA
Messenger RNA from Ananas comosus (pineapple), 990 nucleotides. RefSeq names its product S-norcoclaurine synthase 2-like. The transcript has 2 exons. Gene Ontology annotation, molecular function: abscisic acid binding; signaling receptor activity; protein phosphatase inhibitor activity. The record is from RefSeq and is a predicted model, not a curated record. Gene Ontology annotation, cellular component: nucleus; cytoplasm. Gene Ontology annotation, biological process: abscisic acid-activated signaling pathway; defense response. NCBI's taxonomy places the organism in Eukaryota, Viridiplantae, Streptophyta, Magnoliopsida, Poales, Bromeliaceae. The coding region runs from base 156 to 656 and encodes 166 amino acids.